AUGGGGCCCCGGCGCUGGGUGCUCUGCGCCGCGCGCCCAGGAGAGCCACCCGCGGAUGAGCGCAGCGGUCGGACCGCGGCCAAGGGCACUGAGAGCGAAGCCACCCAGCCUGGCACCGUCAAGGCCUUCCUCAUUGACCUCGGCGUGGCUGAGCUGGACCGCUUCGACGACCGCGAGGCGCUCAUCUUCCGUGAGAACACGCUGGCCACCAAGGCCAUCGACGAGUACAUGAAACUGGUGGGGGGCAAGUACCUCCAGGACACACUAGGGGAGGCCGUGGCCCAGCUCUGCACCUCGGAUGACUCCUGCGAGGUCGAUCCCAGCAAAUGCGCCGGCCUCGACCUCUCCGACAACCAGAACAACCUGCGGCAGGUCUGCGAGGAGACCUUCCAGCGCAUCGCCACGUCCUGCGACGCCUUCCCAGCGGAGCUGGGCGAGAUCUUCGCGGCGUGGCAGGAGGAGUGCGCGGCGCGGGGCAAGGAGGCCAUCGGGCAGCGCCUGGUGUCGGCCUCGCUCUUCCUGCGGUUCCUGUGCCCCGCCGUCAUGUCGCCCAGCCUCUUCGGCCUCGUCCAGGAGUACCCCAGCGAGGCCACCGCUCGCACCCUCACCCUGGUGGCCAAGGUCAUCCAGAACCUGGCCAACUUCACCACGUUUGGCGAGAAGGAGGCCUACAUGGGCUUCAUGAAUGGGUUCCUGGAGGACAACUGGAGCGUCAUGAGAACCUUCCUGCAGAGCGUGGCCAACCCCGAGAGCAGCGCCAGCAUGGCCACCUAUGACGGCUACGUGGACCUGGCCCUGGAGCUCGCCACUCUCCACCUCCUGCUCUGUGACAUUUUCUCCAGCCUCGACCAGGCCACGCAGGAGGAGCUGGAGCCACUGCCCACCAUCCUCACGGCCAUCCGGGAUGGCACCCCCGUCCCCGUCUCCGUCCGCCUCAGCUCCACCGUGGAGCGAAG
Molecule: messenger RNA, 956 nt
Organism: Tinamus guttatus (white-throated tinamou)
Lineage: Eukaryota; Metazoa; Chordata; Aves; Tinamiformes; Tinamidae
Source: RefSeq, a predicted model, not a curated record